GGCUCUUUCCACUUUCCAAUCGCGCAGUGUCAAUCGAGCGAGGUCUUCGGAUUGAACACCACACUUUGUCUUGUCCAACCCAGACAACAGCACAUCAGACAAAAUGGCCCCCGCCGCUGGAGCAAAGAAGCAAAAGAAGAAGUGGUCCAAGGGAAAGGUCAAGGACAAGGCCCAACACGCCGUCGUUCUCGACAAGACCACCUCUGAGAAGCUCUACAAGGAUGUGCAGUCUUACCGUCUCGUCACCAUUGCCACCCUCGUCGACCGAAUGAAGAUCAACGGCUCUCUGGCACGACAGUGCCUUGCCGACCUCGAGGAGAAGGGCAUCAUCAAGCCUGUGGUCACUCACAGCAAGAUGAAGAUCUACACCCGUGCCGUCGGUGGUUCUGACUAAAUGCAAUGAACGAUAACUUUGAGUCUCACGAUUGUGCGUCUGGGCGGCCUGGACGAUAG
Fusarium oxysporum Fo47 is the source of this 453-nucleotide messenger RNA. Its product is annotated as 40S ribosomal protein eS25. Bases 104 to 394 code for a protein of 96 amino acids. NCBI's taxonomy places the organism in Eukaryota, Fungi, Ascomycota, Sordariomycetes, Hypocreales, Nectriaceae. Gene Ontology annotation, molecular function: structural constituent of ribosome. Gene Ontology annotation, cellular component: cytosolic small ribosomal subunit. The transcript has 4 exons. The record is from RefSeq and is a predicted model, not a curated record.